Messenger RNA from Ostreococcus tauri, 561 nucleotides. Its product is annotated as FAM173 family. The record is from RefSeq and is a predicted model, not a curated record. Gene Ontology annotation, biological process: positive regulation of proton-transporting ATP synthase activity, rotational mechanism; regulation of mitochondrial ATP synthesis coupled proton transport; peptidyl-lysine trimethylation. NCBI's taxonomy places the organism in Eukaryota, Viridiplantae, Chlorophyta, Mamiellophyceae, Mamiellales, Bathycoccaceae. Gene Ontology annotation, cellular component: mitochondrion. Gene Ontology annotation, molecular function: protein-lysine N-methyltransferase activity. The transcript has a single exon. The coding region runs from base 1 to 561 and encodes 186 amino acids.
AUGACGGACGCCGCCGUCCCCGCGCCCCGCUCGCGCGCGAACGACGAACACGACCUCGGUCCCGUGAGCGCCACGCCCGCCCUCAUGGUCGAGCGCUUUCUCGAUUUCGCCGACGUUUCUUCGUCCGACCUCGUCUUCGACCUCGGCUGCGGUGACGGCCGCGUGUGCGUCGCCGCGUCCGAGCUGCGACGCGCGCGAUCGGUCGGGGCGGAGAUUGAUCCAAAAGCGCUCGCGAGCGCGCGCGCGAACGUCGAGCGGGCGAACACGAAGAUUGGGAGCGCGUUGGCGGAGAUUAGAGCGACGAGCGCGUUCGACGUCGACGCGAGCGAGGCGACGGUGGUGUUCUCGUAUCUCUUACCGAAAGGAAACGCGCGGUUGGGGGAGAAAUUAUUGAGGGAAUGCGCGCCGGGGACGAGGGUGGUGACGUACGUGUUCAAGAUGCCGGAUGAGGAGUGGGGCACGCGGUUGGUGAAGUCGGAGGCGUUUUCGUCGACGCGAGAGCGGAAGAGCGGAGGCGUGGACGCAUCGGCGUACAAUAAGCUGUACCUGUACGUCGUUUAG